CAGGAUAACCUAUUUUGCUGUGGUUCCUAAUCUUGGAGUUUACAAGGCUGCUCGACAUGAAUUCAAGAUCAUCUUUAAUAGCAGGACAAAGAUAGUGCCUGAAGAAUCCAAUCUCAUUCCUUUGUAUGGAUUUGCCUUUAUGAACUCAGCUGAAAUUUCUGACACCAUGGGUGAAUCUGAACAUCUCAUUGAUGUGAUAGGAUUGGUUACUGCAGUUUCCCGUGAGAAACAAUAUACCAAAGGUGCAAAUAUUACAAGGAUGAUUGAGCUCCAGCUGACUGAUCAUAGGGGAAGUGUCCAAUGUACCUUUUUUGGAAGCUAUGUUGAUGUUAUUACUCAUAUGUUCGAGAGAAUGGACAAGCUAUGCCGGUGGUUGUUAUCCAGUUUGCUAAGAUCAAGACUUUCAAAGGAAAUGUUGUGAUUCAGAAUGUUAUGCAUGCUACAAGGAUUAUGUGGAAUCAUUGAAAUUCCAGAGGUUGUUGAUUUCCGCAACAGCAUUGCUCUCCAUGGGAUUGAUCCUGAUCUUCCCCUCACUGAGAUUGAGGAUGAUGUGCGCGUCUUAACAAUUGAAGAAGAAUUUCUUACAUUGUUCCCUAGGAAAAAAAUCCAAGAAGUGCAUGAAACUGCUGAGGCUGGGGUGUUUGUGGUGUAUGCUAAGAUUGCUGGACUGGUUGAUGGUGAGAAAUGGUGGUAUUCAGCAUGUCGCUGCCACCGUUCUGUGUCUGUUGAAGAUGGCACAUACUAUUGCCCCUGGAUGUGACAGCAAUGUGCUUGAAGUUACUCCACGUUUUAGGGUCAAGGUAGAGGUGUCUGAUGGAGAAGAGGAUGCAAGUUUUGUCAUGUUUGACACUGACUGCCAGAAUGUGCUCAUGAAAACAUGCAAGGAGUUAGUUAUUGGUUCAAAGGUAAAAAGUAAUUCUGAGUUGCCUCAAGUCCUGAAGACACUGAUUGGGAAAGAGUUCCUCUUCAAAAUUGAGAAAUCAGCUGAUCAUGGUGCUAAGUAUGAUGAUUCCUACAAGGUUAAGAAAGUAUGUGCUGAUCAGAAUGUGAUUGAUCUGUUCAAGGAUGCUGACAAAGUUAACACUCCCCAAAGGUCAAUCAAGGUGUCCAAGUUCCCCAAUUUGGAAGAUGGAGAAAGUAGCAACACUUCUCCUGGUAUGGGUGGAAUCUAUUCUGGAAACAAAUCUGAGAUUGAUGCUGCUGUGAAGUCACUUGAGGACAUAUCUCCUUUAGGGAGUUUUGCUUCUCCAUCCUUUGUUGAAGCCGAUGAUGGUGGUGCUUCCUGCCCCAAACCUGCCAAGAAACUAAAGAUGAAGUGUGUGAAAAUAGAGAAGGAGUAGUCAUGAAUGGUAGAACUUUGCCUCGACUUGCUGGGGUUUAAAUAAUGCAGUUGGUUGUUUCAAUGAUGUUACAUUCUUACCAAUGUAUCACAUUGUUCGUUUGUUUGUUUCUUUCCUUUUAUGUUAGUGAACUGCAUUGUGGUGAAGGUCUUUAGGUACUACUGUAAUUUGUGUAGUGUAUUUUGUGUAGUGUAUGUUUACUAAAAACUGAGAUGUGUUUACUCAGUUAUGUCUAGGAGCGUGUGCUAACUAGCUCCAUUAUAUGUAUUAGUGUCUACUAAGCUAUCUCCAGUAGGUAGAAUGUGUACUCCAUGUGCCUUAGAAUGAAACUAUUGCUGCAUGUAUUCAAUGGGUUUAAUGGAUGUAAGCAUUGUGUUAUAAAAGAUGAU
Lotus japonicus is the source of this 1729-nucleotide messenger RNA. RefSeq lists its product as uncharacterized. The coding region runs from base 618 to 1340 and encodes 240 amino acids. The transcript is spliced from 9 exons. The record is from RefSeq and is a predicted model, not a curated record. NCBI's taxonomy places the organism in Eukaryota, Viridiplantae, Streptophyta, Magnoliopsida, Fabales, Fabaceae.